This is a messenger RNA of Plasmodium coatneyi, 1797 nucleotides long. RefSeq lists its product as uncharacterized. Lineage: Eukaryota; Apicomplexa; Aconoidasida; Haemosporida; Plasmodiidae. The transcript has 9 exons. Bases 1 to 1797 code for a protein of 598 amino acids. The record is from RefSeq and is a predicted model, not a curated record.
AUGAGUGAGAAGGACUUUUAUCAAAACUUGGAAGGACACAUCGAGGAGUCCAGGCGGAGGAUCGAGGAGAAGGAAAAACUUAUCGCAGCGGAAAAAGGUGGAGACGCAAAUGCGUCAGGAGGUUUACAGACCCCACCCUGUUACUACGGCUACUGCAGCUUAGUAGUUCCAUCCGACCACAGCUCCGAUGAUGGCUCCGCGUCAAGCGAUAACGUAAAGAAGUUCCUGAACCUGCACGAGGAUGAAGAAAUGGAAAGUAUAAAAAAAAGACUAAGGGAGAGGAAGACAACCAUUCGGACUGGACGGACUGGCUCCACCAAUAAUGGACCCCCCCGUGGAGGUACCCAAAAGAAUAGGUGUUCCAUCAUCACGAAGGGAAGUAAGCCAUCGGGAAGCAGAAGGGGAAGAGGAAAUAUAAGAGAGCUAAUCAACUUGGAAAAAGAAAUAAUUGUUACAAGAACGCUGAUGCAGAAGAAGAAAUCAAGGCUGGACGAUAUUUACAGCUAUACAAGUAGACGAGAGAAGGUCAUAAAAAACUUGAACCUGAGCAUGAACAAGGAGGCGUCCUUUUUGCAGGACUCCCUGGUGGAUAUGUUUAAGCGAACUGAGGAGCUCAUUCGGAAAUUUGCCGAAAUACGAGCGAGGAAAAAGAAGAAAAAAAAACAAGUCCAGCUGCUGAAUAUUGAGAUGAGCAAGCUGGAGGUGGAGUUCGAGAAGAAGGAGGAGAAGAUAAAAGAAAUGGACAAGUAUAAGAGUUUUCUGAACAAGUUGGCCAGCACGGAGGGGGAGGUGACGGAAGUGACAGACGGGAAGGACGUGACCGAAGCAGCCGAUGCGGCAACCAGUGCAACCGCGUCAGGAGAUUCUUCUCACUUCUCCCAGAGGAUGGCUAAAUAUACAAACAAUUCCCAACUGCUCAUAGACAAUUUCAACCUCCUGGAGGAGCAGCACCUGCAGCUGAUCGACGACACGCAGAACGCCGAGUACGAGUUGGAGGAGUAUCAAAAAAAACUGGCGGAUAAAAAAAAGGAGUUCCUCACAAAAAGCAAUGAAGUGAAGAAAAAAAUACUCCAAAUGGAAAAUUACAUAAAAGACCACAUGGAUCAAAUCGGCCAGUACGAAAAUGCUAUAAAAAACAAUCACAGUGAAAUAUCCUUCGAAAAAAUCAGCGGCAAAAUUGACUUCAUCUGCACGCACUUUAACUACGACGUGAAUACAAACGAGGUCAUGAAAAAGUUGCAAAUCAUGGAAAAUAAUAUGUACUCCUACAUUUCCACGCUGACCAAAUAUACCGAGGAAAACAGCCAACUGGUGUACGAGUACCAGCGGGAGCGCGAGCAGGAGAGGCGAAAGCAAAUGCGCUUCGAAAUUAACCUCGACAGGAAGGGCAACAACCAAAGCAAGCAACUCAAAAGUACGAAAACUGCGAACAAGACUUUCGGAGCUAACCAGAAGGAGAAAAAGGAGAAACGGGAAAAGCGGGAAAAUAUUUACACGCUGUUCGAAAAGGAUCUCUUCAAACAAAACCAAAAAAGAAACUUCAAAAUUUUGUUCGAGAGAAGAAUUAUAUUAUCCCCCGAUGGGGAGAAACACACGGACAAGUCGAUAAAUGGAUUCUAUGGGGUGUGCCUGAUACUGCUUUCCCUGUGCAUGGUGUGCUUCUCCAGUUUUUUCUUUUUCUUUCCUAUGCAUCCGUACGCCGCAUACUAUUACAUCGUGAGUGUUGGCUCCAUCCCCGUCUAUAUUAUGCAUAGGUACUUUACGUGGAUUUCCUUGCAACUGUUUCAGUACUCCUGA